AUGGAUCAAAACCAAACCAAUGUGUGUGCUUCUGGUGAUGGGUGCAGUGACGGACUCACUUAUUAUGCGGGCAAAGGAGUGGAAGUGAGUUCAGCAACGAUAACUCAGAAGCCUGGCCACCCUAUGAAGGAGUGUGAUUCUUUUUCCCUCUGGAUUUGUUGGGAAGUGGAAUUCUUGAGAAACCGCAAACUGUCGAGAGAGAAAGAGAGCAGUCUAAGGAGAAGAGAAGAGAAGAGAGGUGUUUAA
Messenger RNA from Prunus armeniaca (apricot), 246 nucleotides. The record is from the annotation of a GenBank genome assembly. NCBI's taxonomy places the organism in Eukaryota, Viridiplantae, Streptophyta, Magnoliopsida, Rosales, Rosaceae.